Messenger RNA from Lagenorhynchus albirostris (white-beaked dolphin), 4757 nucleotides. RefSeq names its product zinc finger DHHC-type palmitoyltransferase 5 (gene ZDHHC5). Gene Ontology annotation, molecular function: palmitoyltransferase activity. The coding region runs from base 1601 to 3559 and encodes 652 amino acids. Gene Ontology annotation, biological process: protein palmitoylation. The transcript has 14 exons. NCBI's taxonomy places the organism in Eukaryota, Metazoa, Chordata, Mammalia, Artiodactyla, Delphinidae. The record is from RefSeq and is a predicted model, not a curated record.
GGCCGCGCGCCGGCUCGAAGACGAGCGUCGCCGGGCCGGGAGCGCGCGGAGCGGGGCGGGCGUGGAGCGUGCGGGGGCCGCGCGCUGCCUCUCAGAGGCCGGACGGCGCUGCUGAGAGGCGGCGGCGACUACGACGGCAGCGGUAACGGGAACCGCGCCGGGGAGAGAGAGAAUGAAUGAAUCUUGAAGGAAGGCACCUUAGCCUUUCAUGCCACAGAAAAGAAAGGAAGUGCUAAGUUCCAGGGUGAGGCACUGUAACACAGUUGAACUCUGCAUCCAGAAAGCCCAAGAUUGAAGAAGAAAUAUCAGAGACAUUGACUAACCUGGAAACAGGGACCUCUUUGGAACUUUGCUUUCAUCCACAGUAGCUUUUAAAAGUAUCAUCAAGUGGAAUUGAUUUCUUCAUCUUAUUUUGCUUAUUGGGAAGAACAUGGCUUCAGGGAUUAUAUGUUUCCCUUUAGUUUUGCAUGAACUCCAUAGGAAAAGGAGCCCUUAAAGGGUUUGGGAGUAACAAGAGACUGAAGACAGGCAAGCUUGCACGAGCUCGAGCUCUCUCUCUGUUUUCCCUCCCCCUUCAAAGAAAAGGAUUUACAACUUAACCUUGUAACAGCUGCUGCCCAGCUUUAACCAUCAAGAGAAAGUAAAUAAAAUUAAACCACCAUUGCCAGACUACAGGCCCUGAAGUCAAGGUGUGGGAGUGGUGGCAUUGAGAAAGCUGCCUGAAAGGGACAAAGACUGCAGUAAAAACGGCUUCUCUUUAAAGCUGGAAGGGGCGCCAGAUUCCUUCUUGGAUUGAAAUAGAAACACCUCUUUUAGGUGCUGCUCACGUCUUGUGGAAGUGUGGUAGUCGUGGAGGUUCUGUAGUAUCUCCUCCAAAGAAUUUUUCCUUGCUUGAAGUGUUCCGUCCUACCCUGAUAUCCUCCCCUUCUUUCCUUUGGAAGACUCGCCUCCCUCCAUGAGCUGUUCCGUGAUCUGUCUGACUGCCCAUGUUCUCUACCUGCAGCCAUUUUCAUGUGUACAGCCUACUGUUUGUCUCCAGUUUUUAAGCUGUACAAGUUGUGUUUCUUAAUCUCUCCUUCUGCCUUGUUCUGGGGAGGUGGUUAUUCAUCAUUUGGAAUCACCUUUCCCCCUCCCAUGUGCUUUCCUUCAUUUGAGAUCUUUUGACCUUUGGUUUUAUUUGGGAGGGGGAAGGGUGAUAAUUCUAAAUUUUCUGCUUCCCUGGUUUCCUUCUGUACUCCUCUGGCCGUUGUCUCCCUCAUCCCAUUUUCUUGUCUGUUCUGCCGCUGUGUGGGCCUGGGCUAUGCGGCAGGGCAGAUCUUCCAUCAGAGCUCCAACAUGCCCGCGGAGUCUGGAAAGAGAUUCAAACCCAGCAAGUAUGUUCCAGUCUCGGCAGCCGCCAUCUUCUUAGUGGGAGCUACGACCCUCUUCUUUGCCUUUACGAAAAACAGUUGGUGUCGAAAGAUUUCCCACUUAGGAUAUUCAGCCUUUGUUCGUCUGCUUGUUACUGGAGGAGACCUGUCCAGGACUAAGCCUCUACGUGUCACCUGCAGUGCCCAUCUACAAUGCGAUUGUUUUUCUCUUUGUGCUGGCCAACUUCAGCAUGGCCACCUUCAUGGACCCAGGGAUUUUCCCUCGAGCUGAAGAGGAUGAAGACAAGGAAGAUGACUUCAGAGCUCCCCUUUACAAAACAGUGGAGAUCAAGGGCAUCCAGGUGCGCAUGAAAUGGUGUGCCACCUGCCGCUUCUACCGUCCUCCUCGAUGUUCCCACUGCAGCGUCUGUGACAACUGUGUGGAGGAAUUUGAUCAUCACUGCCCCUGGGUGAACAACUGUAUUGGUCGCCGGAACUACCGUUAUUUCUUCCUCUUCCUCCUUUCCCUGACAGCCCACAUUAUGGGUGUGUUUGGCUUUGGCCUCCUUUAUGUCCUCUACCACAUGGAGGAACUCUCAGGGGUCCGCACGGCUGUCACAAUGGCAGUGAUGUGUGUGGCUGGCUUAUUCUUCAUCCCAGUAGCUGGCCUCACGGGAUUUCACGUGGUGCUGGUGGCUAGGGGACGCACAACCAAUGAACAGGUUACGGGUAAAUUCCGGGGAGGUGUGAACCCCUUCACUAAUGGCUGCUGUAACAAUGUCAGCCGUGUACUCUGCAGUUCCCCAGCACCCAGGUAUUUGGGGAGACCAAAGAAAGAGAAGACAAUUGUAAUCAGACCACCCUUCCUUCGGCCAGAAGUGUCAGAUGGGCAGAUAACUGUGAAGAUCAUGGACAAUGGCAUCCAGGGAGAGCUGAGGAGAACUAAGUCUAAAGGAAGCUUGGAGAUAACAGAAAGCCAGUCUGCAGAUGCUGAACCUCCACCCCCUCCUAAGCCGGACCUGAGCCGUUACACGGGGCUACGGACACACCUCAGCCUGGCUACUAAUGAGGAGAGCAGCCUCUUGGGCAAGGACAGCCCCCCCACCCCUACCAUGUACAAGUACCGGCCGGGCUACAGUAGCAGCAGUGCAUCAGCCGCCAUGCCUCACUCUUCCAGCGCCAAGUUGAGUCGUGGGGACAGCUUGAAGGAGCCAACCUCAAUUGCGGAGAGCAGCCGUCAUCCCAGCUACCGUUCAGAGCCGAGCUUGGAGCCAGAGAGCUUCCGUUCUCCCACCUUUGGCAAAAGUUUUCACUUUGAUCCACUGUCCAGUGGCUCACGCUCCUCCAGCCUCAAGUCAGCCCAGGGCACAGGCUUUGAGCUGGGCCAGUUGCAGUCCAUUCGUUCAGAGGGCACAACCUCCACCUCCUAUAAGAGCCUGGCCAACCAGACACGUAAUGGAAGCCUAUCUUACGACAGUCUGCUCACUCCUUCAGACAGCCCUGAUUUUGAGUCCGUGCAGGCAGGGCCUGAGCCAGACCCACCUUUAGGCUACACCUCUCCCUUCCUGUCAGCCCGACUGGCCCAGCAGCGGGAAGCCGAGAGGCACCCACGUUUGGUGCCAACCGGCCCAACGCACCGAGAGCCCUCACCAGUUCGGUACGACAAUCUGUCGCGCCAUAUCGUGGCCUCCCUCCAGGAACGAGAGAAGCUGCUACGCCAGUCACCCCCACUCCCAGGCCGUGAGGAAGAACCAGGCUUGGGGGACUCAGGCAUCCAGUCAACACCAGGCUCAGGCCACGCCCCUCGUACUAGUUCCUCCUCAGAUGAUUCGAAGAGAUCACCCUUGGGCAAGACUCCACUGGGACGCCCAGCUGUCCCCCGUUUUGGCAAGCCAGAUGGGCUAAGGGGCCGGGGACUAGGGUCCCCUGAACCAGGCCCAACUGCCCCCUACGUGGGCCGAUCUAUGUCUUACAGCAGCCAAAAAGCCCCAUCUGGUGUCUCUGAGACAGAGGAAGUGGCCUUGCAGCCAUUACUGACACCCAAAGAUGAAGUACAGCUCAAGACCGCCUACAGCAAAACCAACGGGCAGCCCAAGAAUAUAGGCUCAGCCUCCCCUGGCCCAGGCCAGCCACCUCUCAGUAGCCCUACAAGGGGAGGAGUCAAGAAGGUGUCAGGGGUGGGUGGCACCACCUAUGAGAUUUCGGUGUGAGCUUUGGGCAGCUCCCCUCCCCCACACCUCUGCGCCUACACCAAAGGGCCCCAGGUGGCCACCUUCCUUUCCUCAAGGGGCUCCCCUCCCCUGCAUGGACAUUUUUUAAACAACCGAUUCCAAGAGGAUGAGGACAUUUUAUAAAAUGCAGUGGGGUUGGGGAGUUGGAGAGUUGGGGCCCUGAGACUGGGGUAGCAACCCCCUUCACCUUUUAAGACCUUCCCCUUCCUUAACCCCUGGACCAGACUCAGUGGACAUUUGUGCAAUUGCUCGCCUGGAGGGAACCAGAUCAUUUUUAAACCAGAAAUAAUUUUUUUUAUUAUUGUUACGGAUUCUAUUUUUUUCCUCUUCUGCGUUACCAGGUGUGUGUACAUUAUAUAUAUAUAUAUAUAAAUAUAUAUAUAUAUAUAUAAAAAAUAAAUAUCAAAGAAAUUAUAUAUCUAUCCUGGGAUGGGAAAAUGAGGGAGGGAUAUGUAUAAGGAGGGGGAUUUUACUCUUCUUAUUCCUCAGACCAGCAGGAAAAGAGGGGAGACAUCGAUUGAAGUCUUCCUUUCCCCCGUGGUUCCCUCUCUUUGUCCCAGUUACCAUCUAAGGAAAUAGCACCCCCUGUUGUUGGUGCUAAGUGACCAGGAAAGAAACCCAGGGAGAGGCGCGUCUGGGUGGGGUUCUGGUCAGAGGAGGGAAGGACCUGGAGAGGAGAGUUUGUUUUCUAGGCUCACUGGCACUUAGUUUCCCCCAGGGAAGGGGUUGCAGCCCCAUGACUUUGGUGGUGGUGGUGGGGAGAUCAGGACAAGAGCUUGGCUGAGCUCCAGAAACAAUACUGGAUAAUCCCCCCUUCUUGGGGGAGAGGAAUUGUGGUGGGCUGCUUCAACUGGCCCCUCAAAGCCUUCCCCCAACUCACACGGUUGACAUUAUUUUUAAAUUCAAGGCCGGGAGAGAAGAAUCCAAAAAGCAAUAUUUCUCAUCACAUGCCAAAAACGGGAUAGAGAGAAGGAGUGGCAGGCCUAGGCCCCUCCAGUUGUCCCUUGGGGGGUUACCCCUCAGCCCACCUCAGUAUGGUGCUGGGUAGAGGGGAUACCUGGGUUCUAACCUUUAAGUAGGGGAGACCCCAGCCUCUAAACAGAAGCCCUUUUAUUUUUUAUUCUGAUUAGCCAUUUUAAACCAACAAGGAAUAAAAAGAAAUCCUGAUCUAACCAGC